CGUCGCUGGGUUUUUCCGAGCGCCGCGUCUGAACCUCCGAGUCCCGGUGCCCGUAGCCGGCCCCCGCGGCCCGCCGUCCUCGACAGCCCGCCCGACCUAGACCGGCGUCCCGCGCGCGCGUGUGGGCAGCGCGGAGCCUGCCGCCAUGAAGCCAGCGAGGACUAAGACACCCCGGAAACCACCAGUGAAAAAAGGAUCCCAAACGUGUCUUAAAGACCCAGUUGGGGUGUACUGUCGGGUACGCCCACUGGGCCUCCCUGAGCAAGAGUGUUGCAUAGAAGUGAUCAAUAAUACAACAGUUCAGCUUCAUACUCCUGAGGGUUACAGACUCAACCGAAAUGGAGACUACAAGGAGACUCAGUAUUCAUUUAAACAAGUAUUUGGCACUCAUACUACCCAAAAGGAGCUCUUUGAUGUUGUGGCCAGUCCCUUGGUAGAUGACCUCAUUCAUGGCAAAAAUGGUCUCCUUUUUACAUACGGUGUGACGGGAAGUGGAAAAACUCACACUAUGACUGGUUCUCCAGGGGAAGGAGGACUGCUUCCUCGCUGUUUGGACAUGAUCUUUAACAGUAUAGGGUCAUUUCAAGCUAAACGAUAUGUUUUUAAAUCUAAUGAUAGGAAUAGUAUGGAUAUACAGUGUGAAGUUGAUGCUUUAUUAGAACGGCAGAAAAGAGAAGCCACACCCAAUCCAAAGACCCCCUCUAGCAAACGACAAGUAGAUCCAGAGUUUGCAGAUAUGAUAAAUGUACAAGAAUUUUGCAAAGCAGAAGAGGUUGAUGAAGAUAGUGUCUAUGGUGUAUUUGUUUCUUAUAUUGAAAUAUAUAAUAAUUACAUAUAUGAUCUGUUGGAAGAGGUGCCGUUUGAUCCCAUAAAGCCUAAGUGGAACAGUUGCAGCACGCCCAUGAGGAACACAGAUUUUGUACCUCCACAAUCUAAAUUGCUUCGUGAAGAUAAGAACCAUAACAUGUACGUUGCAGGAUGUACAGAAGUAGAGGUGAAAUCUACUGAGGAGGCUUUUGAAGUUUUCUGGAGAGGCCAGAAAAAGCGACGAAUUGCUAACACACAUUUGAAUCGUGAGUCCAGCCGUUCCCAUAGUGUGUUCAACAUUAAAUUAGUUCAGGCUCCCUUGGAUGCAGAUGGAGACAAUGUCUUACAGGAAAAAGAACAAAUCACUAUUAGCCAGCUGUCCUUGGUAGAUCUUGCUGGAAGUGAAAGAACUAACCGGACAAAAGCUGAAGGGAACAGAUUACGUGAAGCUGGUAACAUUAAUCAGUCACUAAUGACGCUAAGAACGUGUAUGGAGGUCCUGAGAGAGAACCAAACGUAUGGAACGAACAAGAUGGUUCCAUAUCGAGAUUCAAAGUUAACCCAUCUGUUCAAGAACUACUUUGACGGGGAAGGGAAAGUGCGCCUGAUCGUGUGUGUGAAUCCAAAAGCUGAAGAUUAUGAAGAAAGCUUGCAAGUCAUGAGAUUUGCAGAAGUGACCCAAGAAGUUGAAGUAGCAAGACCAACAGACAAGGCAAUAUGUGGUUUAACGCCGGGAAGGCGAUACAGAAACCAGGCCCGGGGAGGUCCUGUUGGAGAUGAACCGGUGGUCUCAGAAGUGGUUUUACAGAGUUUUCCACCUUUGCCAUCCUGUGAAAUUUUGGAUGUCCACGAUGAGCAGACUCUUCCCAGGCUGAUUGAAGCAUUAGAGAAACGACAUCGCCUACGACAGAUGAUGACUGAUGAGUUCAACAAACAGUGUAUUACUUUUAAAGCUUUGUUACAAGAAUUUGACAAUACUGUUUUAAAUAAAGAAAACUACAUUCAAGGAAAAUUAAAUGAAAAAGACAAGGUGAUCUCAGGACAGAAAUUGGAACUAGAACGGCUGGAGAAGAAAAACAAAACUUUAGAAUAUAAGGUUGAGAUUUUAGAGAAAACGACAACUAUCUAUGAGGAAGAUAAGCGCAAUCUGCAACAGGAGCUUGAAACCCAGAAUCAGAAACUUCAACGACAGUUUUCUGACAAACGCAGACUAGAAGCAAGGCUGCAAGGCAUGGUGACAGAAACCACCAUGAAGUGGGAGAAAGAAUGCGAGCGUCGAGUGGCAGCCAAACAGCUGGAGAUGCAAAAUAAGCUCUGGGUGAAAGAUGAAAAACUGAAACAGCUAAAGGCUAUUGUUACCGAACCCAAAACUGAAAAGCCAGAGAGACCCUCUCGGGAGCGGGAUCGAGAAAAAGUUACUCAAAGAUCUGUUUCUCCAUCACCAGUACCGCUUUCUAGUAACUAUAUUGCUCAGAUUCCCAACGGCCAGCAACUCAUGAGCCAGCCACAGCUACAUAGGCGCUCUAACUCUUGCAGCAGCAUUUCUGUAGCUUCCUGUAUUUCGGAAUGGGAGCAGAAAAUUCCUUCGUACAACACACCUGUCAAUGUCACAUCUAUUGCAAGGCGUAGGCAGCAGGAGCCAGGACAAAGUAAAACUUGUAUCGUGUCAGACAGAAGGCGAGGGAUGUACUGGACUGAAGGCAGGGAGGUGGUUCCUUCAUUCAGAAAUGAGAUAGAAAUAGAAGAGGAUCACUGCAGCAGGUUUUGCAAGCAGAAAGAUGUUUGCAAAGUUACAAAGAAACUAUGUUCUAAUGCGCCACCAAUUCGUCUGCGACACAGACGAUCACGCUCUGCGGGAGACAGAUGGGUAGAUCAUAAGCCUGCCUCUAACCUGCAAACUGAAACAGUCAUGCAGCCACAUGUCCCUAAUGCCAUCACUGUAUCUGUUGCAAAUGAAAAGGCACUAGCUAAGUGUGAGAAGUACAUGCUGACCCACCAGGAACUAGCCUCCGAUGGGGAGAUUGAAACUAAGCUAAUUAAGGGUGAUGUUUAUAAAACAAGGGGUGGUGGACAAUCCGUCCAGUUUACUGAAAUUGAGACUUUAAAACAAGAAUCACCAACUGGUCGAAAACGAAGAUCUUCCACAAUAGCACCUACCCAACCAGAUGGAACAGAGUCUGAAUGGACCGAUGUAGAAACAAGGUGUUCUGUGGCUGUAGAGAUGAGAGCAGGGUCUCAGCUGGGGCCUGGGUAUCAGCACCAUGCACAACCCAAGCGCAAGAAGCCAUGAGCUGACAAUCUUAAUAACAAAAAAGAACAUUUUCAUUUGUGUUGGUGAUUUCUCUAAAGCAAUGCCAGAAGGAGUCUUCUGAAUGAAUCAUCUUGUAGAACUCCAGCUUUGCUGAACAUCACAGACCUUGGAUGUGUCAUACACUGGCCUACAUCAAAGAUUCCCCUAUGGCUCCAAAGAUAUCUAGGAUUCUGCAAACUUUUUAUAUUAUACACCUUGGCAUAUUUAAUAUUAAUAGCAGAGAAACACCCCCUUUUCUCAUUGUCAUAUGAAUUUUUUUUAUAAUGCUAUUUUUGUAUAUUUCUUGUAUACUUAUAAACUAAUUCAUGCA
This is a messenger RNA of Hippopotamus amphibius kiboko, 3428 nucleotides long. RefSeq names its product kinesin family member 23 (gene KIF23). Gene Ontology annotation, biological process: microtubule-based movement. The coding region runs from base 146 to 3097 and encodes 983 amino acids. Gene Ontology annotation, molecular function: microtubule motor activity; microtubule binding; ATP hydrolysis activity. Gene Ontology annotation, cellular component: kinesin complex; nucleus; microtubule. The transcript is spliced from 25 exons. The record is from RefSeq and is a predicted model, not a curated record. NCBI's taxonomy places the organism in Eukaryota, Metazoa, Chordata, Mammalia, Artiodactyla, Hippopotamidae.